This is a messenger RNA of Raphanus sativus (radish), 2026 nucleotides long. Its product is annotated as protein KAKU4. Gene Ontology annotation, cellular component: nuclear envelope. The record is from RefSeq and is a predicted model, not a curated record. Bases 63 to 1733 code for a protein of 556 amino acids. Gene Ontology annotation, biological process: nuclear membrane organization. NCBI's taxonomy places the organism in Eukaryota, Viridiplantae, Streptophyta, Magnoliopsida, Brassicales, Brassicaceae. The transcript has 12 exons.
ACAAAAUUCCUUAAUAUUCCGAUUAAUUCCUCUCAAACGAACUCUCGCCCUCUCCUCCUCCAAUGGAUCCCGUCUCCGGUUACGCCGGUCCACGUCAGCCUCGAACCGGAGGCAAGAUUGUUCGACCACGCCGGUCCUCCGUUGUCAGGAAGCCUUACGACCGCCCCGUUCCAAGACCUCAGGAUCUUCCUCAGCAAAACCUUAGCUGGAUCUCCAGACUCGUUUACAAACCUGCCACCGCCAUUGCCUCCGGCGCCGGAAAAUUCAUAUCUUCCGUCGUCUUCUCUGAGUCUUCCUCAUCUUCGUCGGAGGGUGAGGAUUCGUCUUCAGAUUUUGAAGGUGAUGAGGAUGUUGAGAAGAACAUCACCGAGUUUCCUGAGGAUGAAACUAUGGUAGAGGUACUUGGUUCUACUAAGCGUGUAAUUGAGCAGCUUCUAAUGCAAGAAACAUUUGCAAGGGAAGAGGGUGAGAGAUUAAUAGAUAUCAUCAAGGCGAGGGUUGUAGAUCAUCCCAGUGUCCUCGCUUCUAAUGAGGGUAGUGACAAUGGAUUGACAAGUGAGGUGAAUGUGGGUGAAAUGUCAAGUAAAGCUGUCAUGGAAGCGAAAAGAUGGUUAGAGGAGAAGAAAUCAGCAUCACACUCAAAGUCUAAAGCAACAGAAGAAGGUGCUGGAUCGCCUGUGGACGUGGCCAGGUCAUAUAUGCGAUCUCGUCUGCCAUGGGGAUCUCCGUCUGUGAGCAAUUCAGAGUUUCGGUCGCCAUUACCAGCAGGAAUGCAGUUUCUUAAUGAAGGGACACCAUUUCCUUAUAGUGCUGGAAACUUAUCCUCUUCCAAGCUGAAAAGUAGAUCCAGGUCCAAUCCGUCAUGGAAUAUUCAAGAUGAAAUUCGUAAAGUGAGAGCUAAAGCAACAGAGGAAAUGCUCAAAACUGCAUCAUCACCCAGUAGUGUUGCACUAGCAUCGUUGGAGCCUAAACACAUCUCUUAUGUUUUAGAUGCAUCUUUGAAUGUUGAUGGAGCUGUACGGGAUGAGCAAAACGGGGUUCUACCAAAGUCAACCAUACCUACCUCUGAACAAAAUCAGACUACGGAAGCUAAUCAUCAUGCCGUUGAAGAAGCGGGAGUUUUACAUACUAGAUCUCGUGGUGUUGUUUUGGACAUGACAUAUAUCUCCACACAAGGAGUCAAGACAUCUGAAGAUACAACCGCUCCGCAAAGUGGAACCGGUGUACAUGAAGACUUCAUACAACCUAGCUCGACUACUGGAGACACCACAAAUGCUGUCUUGGCUCUUGGAGCAACUUCGAAUCCAACUGGGAACUUUUGUAUCCCAAAAGAUGUGUUUGAAACAUGGAAAGAAGCUGAUGAAGUACAUGUUACUACUAACGGUUUCCCAUCUUCAUCACCUAGUGCACCAAUGGCUGCGGAAGGUGAACCAAAACCCAAACCACCAGAUGAAACCGAGGCUUCUCAGCAUGUAGCUGGAACUCCUGAUGAUGAUGUCACAGUAGGGAAUCGCUCGGACGGCACGAUUGACAACAACGAAAACAAUAACAGCGACUCGAGUGGCGCCUCGCAUGAAGAAGAGUGGCUCCCAGGAGACCAGUCUCUACCUAACUCAAACUCAGCAAGUAGCAGCCCUGGUACUACCAAGGUCCUUGCAUACACGAGAAGAGGAAGGGGGCGAGGUAGGGGAAGAGGUCGAGGAGGAGUUCGAGGCAAAGGACGAGGCAAAUAAACUGUACACAACAACCAAAUGGAGUAGGAGAGUAAUAUGCAGGUAGGAUUAUGUGAAACAUCUCUUAUAGAUUUCAAUCCCACACUGUUUUGUCUACCAAAGUCUUUGUCAUUUUGUCAUAUCUCUUUAGGUUCUUUUUUUGUAGUCAAACUGUGUCUCUGUUUAUUUUAUUUCUGGAUCAUAAACUUUUAUGUUUAUGUUGCAAGAUUGAAACUUGGUUUCAUUCUAGCUGGCAAACCUUUCUAUGUUGCACUAGCACUCGUCUUCAAUCCUAUAAAUUAUCAUUUGUAUAA